Molecule: messenger RNA, 1518 nt
Organism: Parnassius apollo (apollo)
Lineage: Eukaryota; Metazoa; Arthropoda; Insecta; Lepidoptera; Papilionidae
Source: the annotation of a GenBank genome assembly
AUGCUUCUCAUGAAGGACCUUCACGCUACCUUCGGGAAAGAGAUAAGGGAGGUGAAGGAUAAGGUUGCUCAACAUGAAAACCGCCUGUCGGAAGCUGAAACCCGAAUUGACCAAGUGAACAAUCGGGUUGACAACGUAAUGGCUGACAUGAGGAAAUCACUUGACGAACUCAAACUUGGGGAGGGAAAUACAGCUCCCGUAGUAGCUACUACACCUUCGCUACGUGGGUUCAAGGUGCCACCAUUCGACGGGACUUCUUCCUGGUCAGCCUACAAAAUCCAGUUCGAAGCUGUUAUGAAGGCGAACGGCUGGAAUAACAGUCAGGCAAUGACUGCUCUCACACUAGGCCUGCGCGACCAGGCCUUAACAGUUCUGGAAGCUCUCGGGGAGGAAGUGACUUAUGAGCAACUCCUUGAGGCAUUGGAGGCGAGAUAUGGCGACGCUCACCUGGAACAUGUCUUUCGUGCGCAGCUUAAAGAUCGCGUGCAGCGCAUCAACGAAAACCUGCAGCAGUGGGCUCUAGAGGUGGAGAAGCUGGUGCGGAAAGCAUACCGGUCUGUACCUGCGCUCAUUGAAGGGAACCUGGUGCAGACAUUCAUCGACGGCAUCCGCGACCUGGAAGUCAGAGCUGCUGUGAGGCUCGGGCACCACGAGACGCUUAAGAACGCCUUGGCCCAUGCACUGGAAGUGGAAGCCGUGCGGCAGGAUCAUCGUUCCCAUCGCGUCAGGGAGGUUGCGGCAGCUACAGUUCGCGACCGCAACAAAGGAUACAGCCCUAGGUGCUAUGGCUGUGGGGAAAGGGGCCAUCUUCGGUCCAGCUACCCUGAGCACACCCUACGAAGGGAAGGUGAACGGUCUCAGAAAGGAAGUGCGGCUAACAGCACCGCCCAGCAGCAGCAGGAAUACGACUUUACUAUCAGACACUGCAGCGGGAAAUCUCACGGCAACGCAGAUGCAUUGUCAAGAAGACCUUGUCCUGAAGAUUGCAACCAUUGUAGUAGGCAAGAGAGUAAGGAGGUGGUAUCCGUGAGGAUGCUCAGGAAAGACCACCUCAGCAACGGGUGGAAGGACAACCUACGACAUGCACAGCAGGAAGAUCCGGACAUCAAGCCGAUUCUGGGAUGGAUGAAGGCCCGUGCUACCAAGCCUAAGUGGAGGGACGUCUCAGCGAUGAGUUCAACCACGAAAAGCUAUUGGGCCCAAUGGGACAGCUUGCUGAUUCAGGAUGGAGUCCUGUGUCGUAAAUGGGACAAUGGUCGAAGAGACAGCUGUCGUUUGCAAAUGGUUGUCCCUAAAGCUAAAGUGCCGAAUGUUCUACAGUUGUGCCAUAAUGGUCGUUCAAGAGUCCAUCUGGGAGUUAAACGAAAUCUACUGAAGGUCCGAGAACAGUUUUACUGGGUCCAUUAUCGUGACGAUGUCGAGGAUUGGUGUCGUACAUGUACAAGUUGUGCGGCCGAGCGGGGACCUCUGACACGUAGUAGAGGAGCAUUGAAGUUGUACAAUGUUGGUGCACCAUAG